This is a messenger RNA of Penicillium arizonense, 123 nucleotides long. RefSeq lists its product as uncharacterized. Bases 1 to 123 code for a protein of 40 amino acids. The transcript is spliced from 2 exons. The record is from RefSeq and is a predicted model, not a curated record. NCBI's taxonomy places the organism in Eukaryota, Fungi, Ascomycota, Eurotiomycetes, Eurotiales, Aspergillaceae.
AUGGUCUCUACAGACAGCGGCAACAACAUCACCCUAAGCACCAGUAGCAGCUGCAACACUCCUUAUGAGGACGCCAUUCCAAGCGAAGUGACCGACCGCUGUGUCAAUGCCGCUAUCCCUUAA